UGCAUAUAUGUCACUAUCACGCACGACGCUCCAUUAAUUCUCUCGCGUUUGCUUGCGUCUUUGAUCCAUGAGAUGAGCCUAGCCUAUAAUAUUACUAGCAAGCACGUACGUACAGUGUUUUAUUUGAGGUGCAGCCAUGGUGGACGUCCAUUUCUGCCACAGAGCCACCGCCGUCGUGGUGCUGCUUCUUCUUCUUCUUCACCUUGUCGUCUUCGCCACCGUCGCCCACUCCCAGUACCCCUGCGAUUGGUGCCCUCCACGUCACUCCACCGUCUCUCUGCUCUCCACGCACGCCGGCAGAUAUGCAGGUGGCGCCUGCGGCUACGGUGCCGCGCCGAUGGAGCUCAGCGCUGCCGCCGUCACCGCCGACCUCUUCCGCGACGGCCAUGCCUGCGGCGCCUGCUACCAGCUAAGGUGCAGAGACCGGAGGCUGUGCGGCGAGGACGGCGUCAAGGUCGUCGUUGCCAACCUGGUGAGGCAGCCGGAGCAGGAGGAGACGAACCGGACAGCUGAUGGAUCGCUGCAGUUUCGCAUCACCAAGGACGCCUUCGCGGCCAUGGCGAAGCACGACGGCGUGUCCGCUCAUGAGCUCACGAGCCUCCGCACCGCACAGGUCGACUUCAGGAGGGUGCCUUGCGAGUACAACAAGAGCAGGAGCUUGGCGGUGAGGGUGGAGGAGGCGAGCGCCAACCCGAGCCGCCUCGCCGUCCGGUUCCUGUACCAGGGCGGCCAGACCGACAUCGCCGCCGUCGAGAUCGCGCCGGCGAACGCCACGCCGUCGUCGUGGAGGUACAUGACGCGGCGCGACGGUGUCGUCUGGAGCACGCCGCGCGCCCCGGCCGGCCCGCUGCGGCUCCGCGUGGUGGUGACGGCCGGCUCCGGCGGCAAGUGGCUGCGGAGCGACGGGGAGGUGCUUCCCGCAGAGUGGAAGCCCGGCGAGGUGUACGACACCGGCCUGCGCGUGACCGACGUGGCCGUGCGCUCCUGCAGCCUCUCCUGCGGCACGACGCCGGACAGCCAUGGAGAUGGAGACGGAGGGGAAGAGCUGAGAUGACACUUCGACGUGACGCGCACCAAGAGAGCUAGAGGAGUCAUAUGCUUUGGAAGUUACAAAACCAGGGGCCUGUAUGUAAAAUUUAGGACCACUAGCAACAGACUAGUACAUAACAGGGUCUUUUCUGCAAAAUGUUUGACCGCUACCAUUUUCAGCGAUCAGAUCAAAUAUUGGAAUGCUGGAAUGCCUCUGGUUCCUGCGUAUAAUUCACAAAUUAAUGCAGAGUAUAAAGGUACAAAUUAGCUUCAAAAUUAGGCAAUUGAUGAGCAACGAUGCAUCCUCUGGAGCCACCUAUUAGUCAACUGCUUAAAAAAAAAUGAAGAUGUUGGAUUGGAAU
Messenger RNA from Oryza brachyantha (malo sina), 1391 nucleotides. Its product is annotated as expansin-like A4. The record is from RefSeq and is a predicted model, not a curated record. The transcript has 2 exons. Bases 137 to 1054 code for a protein of 305 amino acids. NCBI's taxonomy places the organism in Eukaryota, Viridiplantae, Streptophyta, Magnoliopsida, Poales, Poaceae. Gene Ontology annotation, cellular component: extracellular region.